AUGGAAGGAUUGAAAAAACGAACAAGGAAGGCCUUCGGGAUACGGAAGAAAGAGAAGGACAACGACUCCACAGGGUCCCCAGACAGAGACGGGGGUAAGAAGACAAAUGGGGCCCCUAAUGGCUUCUAUGAAGAUAUCGACUGGGAGAGAUAUAAUUCCCCUGAGGUUGAUGAUGAGGGCUACAGCAUCAGACCUGACGAAGAGUUAGAAGAACCAGAACCCACCACCACCAAGACCCACUUCUUCUCUUCUGAUGAGUCUGAGGAGGAUGAGGACCGCAGAAAGAAAUUCAAAAUCAAGAUUAAACCCCUGCCGUCUGAUCGUGUUGUAAUAGCUCCCUCAGUGGAUGAGCUCAAAGCCUCCAUAGGCAACAUAUCUCUGUCCCCGUCUCCUCUUAGACGUAGCCCGGGAUUGAAAAGGAACACAUCCAGUGAAGAGAUUGCCAGACCCAGACGUGUGGUUCCAACUGUUCCUCCUGUGGCGCCUUCACCAGCUCCAGCUCCAGCUCCACAACCCCCCAGCAGUCAACAAACCCCAGUCUCUGAGGACACCACAGCCUUAUUUGGGCCUCCUUUGGACACGGCUUUUGGAGAGGAAAAAACUGAAGUGGCUUUUUCUGGGUCUGAUGUGUGGGGGAUUCCUCUCUCAGAGCCUGAAACCUCUUUGACAAGAGCCUUUCCCACAGGAACUCCUCCUCCACUUCCACCCAAGAAUGUUCCAACUACUCCUCCAACAACUGGACCCCUCCCAGAAAAUGAGGCUGGUGAAAAAGUUCAUGUGGCCUCUCUUUCAGAAGCAUCAGCAGAAAUUUUCGUCUCAACCAGGAAGCCCUCGAUAGCUGACUUAGACAACAUUUUUGGACCGGAGCAGACCUGCCCUGAUAUUGAGGAUAAGGGUGAUACCUGGGUCUGCUUCAGUGAAAAGUCUUCUGAAGAGCCUGCUCUACCAAAAGAUCCUGCAACGCCCCAACGCUCCUCACCACCCCCACCAGAAGAACCAGCACCUCCACUACCAGCCUCCCCACCUCCACCUGAAUCUCCUGCCCCUCCCCUUCCUAAAUCACCACCACCUCCAGAGGACCCUGCACCACCUCUACCUACCUCCCCUCCCCCAAAAGAAGAUCCAGUACCCCCUCUACCAAGCUCCCCACCGCCUACAGUAGAAACCGCUGCCCCUCCUGCCAGUCUAGGUCCUUCAACACCAGAAAAUCUUAUUCCCCUCCCACUCUCAACCCCUCCCCCAGCACCAAAGGAGCCUGAAUCACUUCCAGCUUCCUCCCAGCCUCCUCUUAACUCACCUGUUAGUGUCCCCCCUGUUUCCACCCCAAAAACACUGACAUCCCCUUCUGAAGAACCUGCAGCACGAUCAGCCCCACAGCCCCUUUUGCUCUCACAAGAGGAGCAUCCCAAGAACACAGAAACCCCUGAGUCCAAAGAGGAUGGAGAGGAAAGAGUCACCUCGCCCAAAGAUGUUAGUCAGGGGAGUCGGAGCACACCUCCACCACCUCCUCCUCCAACAUACCGCACAAUUGUAUCAUCACCUGGUCCAACAUCUGGAACUGGUGGCACAAGUAGCGGUUCCUCCUCACCUGUACGACCUGCCACCCCAUCAUCAGCUAACUCAGCCCCACCUCCCCCUCCACCACGCCCCCCUUCACGACCCAAACUUCCUCCGGGGAAACCGUCGGUUGUAGAUGCAAAUCGGCCAUUCAGCCCACCGAUCCACUCAGCAAGCCCUCCCCCAAUUGCCCCAUUGGCACGGGCUGAGAGCACCUCAUCCAUUUCCUCCACCAAUUCCCUGAGUGCUGCUACCACCCCCACUGUCGGCAAGGACCUGUGUGUGUCUGUGUCAGAAGAUGAUGCUUAUGUAGACAAACUGCCCACCUUUGAGAGACACUUUGAUUCAUUUGCAGAGAAUGACCAGCCAUCCCUUGUGUGGUUUGACAGAGGGAAGUUUUAUUUAACGUUUGAAGGCUGCUCCAGAGGGCCCAGUCCUCUCACAAUGGGGGCUCAGGACACACUUCCUGUGGCUGCUGCAUUCACAGAGACAGUCAAUGCCUUCUUUAAAGGAGCUGACCCCAGCAAGUGUGUUGCGAAGAUCAUAGGUGAGAUGGUUUUGUCUUUUCCGGCGGGAAUCACGCGGCACUUUGCCAAUAACCCAUCCCCCGCCACGCUAACCUUCAGCAUAACCAACUACAGCCGACUGGAGCAUGUCCUGCCUAACCCCCAGCUGCUCUGCUGUGAUACCACCACACAAGCCAAGGGAGAUGCAAAGGACUUCUGGGUGAACAUGCCAAACCUGAUAUCUCAUUUAAAAAAGGUUGCAGAGCAGAAGCCACAGGCAACAUACUACAAUGUGGACAUGCUUAAGUAUCAGGUAUCGACACAAGGCCUACAAUCCACUCCUCUGAACCUGGCUGUGAGUUGGAGAUGUGAGCCUACCAGCACUGACCUGCGGAUAGACUACAAAUAUAAUGGAGAGGCCAUGUCAACACCAAUGGCCCUCAACAACGUCCAGUUCCUUGUACCUGUUGAUGGGGGGGUUUCGAAACUACAGGCAGUCUUACCUCCUGCUGCAUGGAAUGCAGAACAGCAAAGAAUCCUUUGGAAGAUCCCUGAUAUCUCCCAGAAAUCUGAAAAUGGAGGUGUGGGAUCAUUGUUAGCGCGCUUCCAGCUAACGGAGGGCCCCAGUAAACCGGCCCCACUGGCGGUACAGUUCACCAGUGAGGGCAGCACUCUGUCAGGCUGUGACAUUGAACUGGCGGGCCCAGGGUACCGCUUCUCUCUCAUCAAGAAGAGGUUUGCUGCAGGAAAAUACCUGGCUGACAACUGACCCACACAACUCAAAGUAGCUCUGUUGAACAAAACGACUGCAGUGGACAAGGCUGGCACUUCGACCAGAGGGCAGACCCACACACGAUAGCAGACUCUCCUUAAACCUUUUCUGAACCCACACGGAGCCCGCAGCAUACUCAGCAGUAUUGUAUAAGUUACAUAUAGCAUUGUGGAACUGUUUUAGGUCACGUAAUUAUCGUAUUUGUAUUAAUCUCAUAACAUCCAUGUUGCUGCAGUUAAGACACCUGGGCUCUCCCUUCUCUAAAGUCUGUGCCUCUGUCUUCAUCCUCCUCUGGUCAAUGUUUGGCGAUGUUCAAAAGUUUCACUGCAGCUGCCUGACUGAAGAAGGAGAGUCAGUCAGAAUUUAUCUCUGGAUGACAGGAUUUGUUGCUCUCAGUCCUUAAAAUAUCUUUGAAAAAGAUUGUUUUGCUCAGACAUGCAUCAACCUGUGAUACAUCAAAAUUUAGAUUAGCAAGAGUUAAAGCAGGGCCCAUAAUAUUGCAUAGAAAGUCAUACUUCAUUGAAUGAAGACUAAGAAGGCUGUGCUUAGGGUGUGGUAGAUUAUUUACCAGACACACUGAGCAUUGUUAAAUGAUCGUUUUUGUACAAUUGAAUGAAACACAAUAUGAAGUUAACUACAUUAAUGGAGAGUUUAAAGCAUCGCUUUCUGGUACUACAGGGUCACAUGAUGGAAUUCUGGUUGGAAUUCUUUUUCAUACUGAUGCAAGAGUCAGGCAAUUUUCCUUCUCUAAACUACACACAAACACUGAGGUUGUUGGCGUGUUAGGCAGCUGCAAUGAUGAGUCAGGUCACUGGUUGCAAAAUAAUAAUACAAAAAGAAUUUAAAAAACACUUUUCCCGUCAGAACAAAAGAGGUGUACAAAGUGUCAUUUUAAAUCACUAUAUAUAUAUAUAUAUACAUAUAUGUGUGUAUAUAUAUAUAUAUAUAUACAUAUAUAUAUACAAGAUAUAUCUCU
Molecule: messenger RNA, 3811 nt
Organism: Menidia menidia (Atlantic silverside)
Lineage: Eukaryota; Metazoa; Chordata; Actinopteri; Atheriniformes; Atherinopsidae
Source: the annotation of a GenBank genome assembly